ACAGAGAAAUGAAGUGGAAGCUAGGUGACUGGGGUCCUUGCUCUUCCUCCUGUGACAUCGGGGACCAGAUACAGUCUGUACAGUGUGUCUCAGUGGAUCCCAGGGGACAGUCAGUACCUGUAGAAGAUGCCCAGUGUAUUCAGCUGUAUGGCCAGAAGCCAGAGUACAGGAGGUCUUGUAAUGAAAAUGUUCCUUGUCCUUACUGGACUGCAAUGGAAUGGUCCUCUUGUAACAAGGCCUGUGGUAUGGGGGAACAGACUCGCAGUGUACUGUGUAUCAGUAUAGACAACAGGAGGCUAGCAGAGAGUGCCUGUGAUCCUACAAAGAAGCCAACCCCCACACGACCUUGUAUGGUCAAGCAGUGCCCUGAAGGUCCCUUAGAAAACUGUAGAAAUUCGCUGUUUGGAUGUUGUCCUGAUGGUAGGACACCUGCAAGAGGCCUGAAUUUAGAUGGAUGUGAAGUGACUUGCAAGGGUACAAGGUAUGGUUGCUGUCCAGAUCAGAGAACCACAGCAAGAGGUCCAAAUGGGGAAGGGUGUGGAUCGGACUGUUCAAGAUCCAGAUAUGGAUGUUGUCCUAACAGUCAGAAUCCUGCUAAGGGGCCCAAUGGAGAGGGUUGUUCUACUCCUUGUUCUAGAUAUAGAUAUGGGUGUUGUCCAGAUAAUGUAACUGUAGCUAGGGGUCCUAAUGGUGAGGGAUGUCCCACUUCAUGUUCUGACAGUCAGUAUGGAUGUUGUGCGGAUGGGAAAACUGAGAAGAGAGGACCUAAUAAUGAAGGAUGCUCCAAUGAUUGUUUGAGAUAUCCAUAUGGAUGCUGUUCUGAUAAUAUUACUCCAGCUAGAGGUCCGAAUGGUGAAGGAUGUCCAAGCUCCUGUAGAGACAGUAGAUAUGGAUGUUGUCCAGAUGGUAGAAGUGAAGCUAGAGGACCAAAUGGACAAGGUUGUUCUAUUGACUGUUCCAGAUACAGAUUUGGUUGUUGUCCUGACAACGUUACUGCAGCUAGAGGUCCAGAUGGAGAGGGCUGCCCUAACUCUUGUAGUAAGUCCAAAUAUGGAUGUUGUCCUGAUGGAAAGACAGAGGCAAGAGGUCCAGAUGGGGAGGGAUGUUCACCAGACUGCUCUAGAAGACAAUUUGGUUGUUGCUCUGACAAUAUAACCCCAGCAAGAGGUCCAAACAAAGAGGGCUGUCCAAGUGAAUGCUCUGCCUCUCAAUUUGGUUGUUGUCCUGAUGCAAAAACAGAAGCUAGAGGACCCAAUGGAGAAGGAUGUCAACCAGACUGUUCUCGCUAUAGAUAUGGAUGCUGUUCAGAUAAUGUAACUCCAGCCAGAGGUCCAAAUGCUGAGGGUUGUCCAGUAAAUUGUACAUUGUCACAGUAUGGUUGCUGUCCAGACAGGGUCACAGAGGCUCAAGGAUUUAAUUCUGAGGGUUGUCCCAGUGAAUGUCAGAACAGCAGAUAUGGAUGUUGUUCAGAUGGGAGCACAGAAGCCAGAGGACCUAAUGGAGAAGGGUGUCCUUUCGACUGCUCACGGUAUCCCUAUGGAUGUUGUCCUGAUAAAUCAAUCCCUGCAAGAGGUCCAAAUGGUGAAGGAUGUCCUAACUCAUGUGUAAAUGGUAAAUAUGGAUGUUGUCCAGAUGGUAGAACAGAAGCUAGAGGACCUAAUGGACAAGGUUGUUCUAUUGACUGUUCCAGAUACAGAUUUGGUUGUUGUCCUGACAAAGUUACUCCUGCUAGAGGUCCAGAUGGAGAGGGCUGUCCUAACUCUUGCAGGAAUUCUACUUAUGGAUGUUGUCCAGAUGGAAGAACAAAGGCAAGAGGCCCAAAUAGGGAGGGUUGCACUAUUGAUUGUUCUAGAUACCAGUAUGGAUGUUGUCCAGAUAAUGUAACUCCUGCAAGAGGCCCCAAUAAAGAGGGCUGUCCUAGUAACUGCACUGUGUCUCAAUUUGGCUGUUGUCCUGAUCAGGUGACUGAAGCAAAGGGAUAUAACAUGGAAGGUUGCCCAAGUGCUUGCUUAAGGAGCAGGUUUGGAUGCUGCCCAGAUGGCAAAAGAGAAGCCAGGGGGCCAAAUGCAGAAGGAUGUUCUGUGUCCUGUGAAGAAACACGAUUUGGAUGUUGUCCUGAUAAUCAGACUCCAGCAAGAGGACCCGGUGGAGAAGGCUGCAAUACUGAAUGUUCAAGGUAUCCUUAUGGAUGUUGUUCAGAUCAAGUUACACCUGCAAGAGGUCCAAAUGGGGAAGGAUGUUUAAGAAACUGUGCUGAGUCUCAGUAUGGGUGCUGCUCAGAUGGAAGAACUGAAGCUAAAGGUCCCAAUCAGGAAGGUUGUUUAACAGAUUGUGCCAGAUACAGAUAUGGAUGUUGUUCAGAUAACAUCACUCCUGCAAGAGGUCCAAAUAAGGAAGGAUGUCCAAGUAACUGUACUUUGUCUAUAUAUGGAUGUUGUCCAGAUCAAGUGAAUGAGGCUCAGGGAUAUAAUUAUGAAGGAUGUCCACCCGAGUGUAUGCAAUCUAGAUAUGGAUGCUGUCAAGACAAUAAAACAAGAGCAAGAGGUCCUAAUGGAGAGGGGUGCUCUAAUGAUUGCUCCAGAUACAGAUUUGGAUGUUGCUCAGAUAAUAUAACACCUGCUAGAGGUCCAGAUGGUGAGGGCUGCCCAAAUUCUUGUUCUACCUCAAGGUAUGGAUGUUGUGAAGAUGGACAGACAGAAUCCAGAGGUCCAAAUAGAGAAGGAUGUCCCACUAAUUGUUCCAUAACACAGUAUGGUUGUUGUCUGGAUGGGAAAACUGCAGCUAGUGGUCCAGAUGGCGAGGGAUGCUUCAAUGAAUGUUCUAGAACAAAAUAUGGCUGUUGUUCUGAUAAUCAGACACCAGCUCAAGGUCCAAAUGAAGAGGGAUGUGCUGUUGAAUGCUCAAGAUAUAGAUUUGGUUGUUGUCCAAAUAGUCAGAAUCCUGCUAGAGGACCCAAUGGAGAGGGUUGUUCUAUUCACUGUUCCAGAUAUAGGCACGGUUGUUGUGCAGAUAAUGUAACUAUAGCAAGGGGUCCUAAUGGUGAGGGAUGUCAAUUUGAUUGCUCUAGAUCUGAGUUUGGUUGUUGUGAAGAUGGAAGAACUACAGCAAGGGGUCCAAAUAGAGCGGGAUGUCUUAAUGAAUGUGCAAGAACUAAAUAUGGAUGUUGUUCUGACCAAAAGACUCCUGCUAGGGGCCCUAGACAAGAGGGUUGUCCAGCAAAAUGUAGAAAUUCGAUAUUUGGAUGUUGUUCUGAUGGGGUCACAGAAGCUAGAGGUCCAAAUGGUGAAGGAUGUGAGUCUGACUGUGAGAGAAGAACUUAUGGAUGUUGUGCAGAUAACAAAACUCCUGCACGAGGCCCCAAUGGAGAGGGAUGUCCUAGUGUUUGUGAGUUAUCAAGGUAUGGUUGUUGUCCAAACAGUAACAUUUCAGCAACUGGACCAAAUUUUUCAGGUUGUCCAUACACAUGUUACAGCAGUUUGUAUGGUUGUUGUUCUGACAACUAUACAGCUGCAAGAGGUCCUAAUAAGGAGGGUUGUCCAACAACAAGUUGCAAGUUGUCUAUAUUUGGUUGUUGUCCUAACAGUAACAUUUCAGCAUCUGGACCAAAUUACUCAGGUUGUCCAUACACAUGUUACAACAGUUUGUAUGGAUGUUGUUCUGACAACUACACAGCAGCAAGAGGCUCAAAUGGAGAAGGUUGCCCUAGCCCUUGUGAUGAGUAUCCGUAUGGAUGUUGUCAAGAUGGCAGAACACCAGCUAAGGGACCAAGGAAUGAGGGAUGUCCAACAACAGAUACAAUCUCUGAUUUCUGCGGCUUGAAGCCAGAGAGGGGACCUUGCAGGAACUAUACUGUGCUCCAUUUCUACAACAGUACAUCCAGGAGGUGUGAGAGAUUCUGGUAUGGAGGGUGUGAAGGGAAUGACAACAGAUUCAAAACCAAAGAAGAUUGUGAGGCCAAAUGUUCAGGAAAUACUCAGGAGAGACCCCCAGUAACAGCGAGACAGACCUGUGAGAACAGUUAUUAUAAAUGUUGUCCUGAUGGGGUGACUUUUGCCAGAGGACCAAAUUAUGAAGGAUGUCAGCAAACAGAGGCUGGGACAAGUAGCUCAGACUGUCAACAGCCAUCGGAUUCAGGCAGAAACUGUGAGGAGGCGAAGCUAGUCAUCAAGUGGUACUACAACAGAGACACCGCACGCUGUGAUCGCUUCUGGUUCAGAGGGUGUGGCGGAAAUGGCAACAAUUUUGAAACGGAAGACGAAUGUCGCCAGAAAUGUAGGGGCGGUAGUCGGCCGGUCACUAGGCAACCAGUCACUAGGCAACCAGUGGUGACUCGAGCACCAACCACACGAGCUCCGGUGUCAGGUCCGAUUUGUGAGUUAGAUCAUGACACAGGACCCUGUAGGGAAUACAAAGUACGGUGGUAUUACAAUAGAACGGAAGGGCGUUGUCUUCAGUUCUGGUAUGGUGGAUGCCAGGGAAAUGGCAACCGUUUUGAAACACAGAGAGAAUGUGACAACACUUGUCGUAGGGGACCAGUCACUUACCCCACUGAACGACCCCCUGUAACCCCAUCUGCAGCAGACCCUUGUCAGUUACCCCCUGUGGUUGGCCGGUGUAGGGCACGCCUACAGCGGUGGUACUAUAAUGCACAAAACAAAGAAUGUCAGCUGUUCACCUAUGGUGGAUGUGGCGGCAACGCCAAUAACUUCAGGAAUCGGAUGGAAUGUUUCAACAGAUGCAUGCCAAAAGACAUGAUAAGAAACCUCCACGUGGAAGAGUCGACCUCGGACAGAAUCAUCGUGGCCUGGGAACCUCCACAGAACAAUGACGUCCAGUCCUACACGCUGGCUUACAUGGGAACCAAGUACUACCGCGAUACAACCAAGCAGGACCCCAUGAAGGAGGUGAUUCUGACCCCUGAGACAAAGAACUAUACGAUGCAUGACUUGAUGGAUGGGGCUGAUUACAUGAUCAAUAUGUAUCCAGAGUUUAAUAAUGGCAGAGGGAGCGGUCCAAAGAGCAGCAUCAUGGCCAAGACACGAACAUUAGUGCUCUGCGAUGAUUCAAUCUAUGGCUGCUGUCCUGAUGGCAUUACUGCUGCGUCUGGGAAGAACUACGAGGGUUGUGACUCCGAUCCCUGUAAGAAUUCUAGAUUUGGCUGUUGUGAAGAUGGAGUCAGUGAAGCCACAGGGCCUAACUUUGAGGGUUGUGACCUUGAUGGUCGACCUUCAGGGGAUUUUUGCAAUGAGACUGUGUAUGGCUGUUGUCCAGAUGGGGAAACCCCCGCCCAGGGGGCCAACCAUUACGGCUGUCCUAAGGAGCCAGAGGUGACCCCUGUUGGAGUUUGCCGAAUGAAAAAUGACCACGGAACCUGUACCGAUUAUGUUGUCAAGUGGUUUUACAAUUCCACCGCUAGCCGCUGUGACCGGUUCUGGUAUGGUGGCUGUGGUGGUAAUGACAACCGCUUUGACGAUGAAGAAUCUUGCUCACGCCGGUGUGGACAGACUGGGCCAGAUACAGGCUCAAAGCCUGUCUGUGAACAGCCCAGGGUCACGGGUCCCUGUAGGGCAUAUUUCAAGAGGUAUUAUUUUAAUGGGCGAGAGUGUGAAGAGUUUGUGUACGGAGGAUGUCAGGGCAACGACAACAAUUUCGAAACUCAGGAACAGUGCGAGUCCACCUGUGAAAUCGACAUCGAUAACACAAAAGGAGAAGAAACUUGUCAGCAGUCCAUGGACACAGGGCCCUGCCGGGGUAACAUCCCAAGAUGGUACUACGAUACCCCAUCCAAACAGUGCCUAGAAUUCAAUUACGGAGGUUGCCAAGGAAACACAAACAAUUUCGAGACCCGAGAGGAAUGUCAGAAAUCGUGUGCUUCUGAUAGCGGCUCAGGAGGGGAAGAUCAAGAUGUGUGUCGAAUGACUUCCGACUCGGGGCCUUGCAGGUCGAGCAUACCUCGAUGGUUUUACGAUUACAAUCUUGGGAUCUGUAAAGAAUUCAUUUAUGGAGGUUGUAAUGGAAAUCAAAAUAAUUUCGAAACUCAACAAGAAUGUGAAUCUUCUUGUAGUAGACAACAUGUUUGUAAACCUUUUGAGACUGGACAAAUUCAGUGCCUUGCCUAUCACCGCCGUUACAAAUAUGACCCCAGUAAAGGGGAUUGUGAACAGUUUAUUUACGGAGGAUGCCGUGGAAACUCCAACAAUUUCGCAACUUUAGAGUCUUGUCGCAGAAAGUGUGCCCCUGAAGUAUUACUGCAGACCACUACAGAAUCCUCAAUUGAAGGGAGUGGGAACCUAGAAGAAGAGUACUGUCACCUGCCAAUGGAGAAAGGGAAGUGUAGGGCACUGAUUCCGGCCUGGUACUAUGAUCACCUGACUGGGUUAUGUAACCAGUUCGAAUACGGGGGAUGUGAUGGAAACGACAACCGCUUCACCAGUCGCGAAGUGUGCGAAUCUUCUUGUAGUCGGGACAAUGUUUGUAAUUUGGAUACUGAAGUUGGCAACUGCCUGGCCCUGAUUCCGAGGUACACUUACAACAAAGUCACCGGGACCUGUGAAUCUUUCUCCUACGGGGGCUGUGGAGGAAAUGCCAAUAAUUUCGAUUCUUUAGAGGCUUGCAACAGAAAAUGUGGACAAACUGUGCCGUCCUGCUCUAACCAGGAAUUCCAGUGUGGCAAUGGGCAGUGUGUAUCUAUAAGGCAGCGUUGUGAUGGCAUACCAGACUGCACUGAUCGAUCUGACGAGGAUUCAAGUUUGUGUGGUUCCAGAUCAUGCCCUGAAGGUUAUUUCCGUUGCUCAGAUGGCACUUGUGUUGCUGGGGCUCGCUGUGACGGCAGACAAGAUUGCAGAGACAACUCGGAUGAAUCAUCUUGUGAACCCUCCAGAUCAUGCCCUGAAGGUUAUUUCCGUUGCUCAGAUGGCACCUGUGUUGCUGGGGGUCGCUGUGAUGGCAGACAAGAUUGUAGAGACAACUCGGAUGAAAAUCAGUGUGGUCUGAGUGCCUCCCCUACAGACGUGGAUGUAUCUCCAUCCAGGGGAGACAGUUUCACCGUGUUACUGAGAUGGAGGGCACCUGCUACCACGGGUCUGAAUCCAAUUGUUGAUUACCUGAUCUCCUACACAAACAAGGAGCCUAACUCAGACAGUAGUCAGUGGUACACACAGCAGGUAGACGGAGGCCGAGAGUACGCCUACGUAACAGGACUACAGCCAGACUCCACGUACUAUUUCAAGAUACAGGCCAGGAACAGGAUUGGUUAUGGACCUUAUUCUGGAACUGUCAUCUAUGUUGCACCAUCAAGGACAACCGUUGCACCCAGAAACAAAGAUCCCAAGUGCCUGCUUCCAGUUGACAGAGGAAGCUGUAGUAACAUGACAGUUAUGUACUACUAUGACCCAUCUAUCAGUGACUGUAGACCCUUCAGGUGGUAUGGCUGUACUGGUAAUGCUAACAGGUUUAGUACUGGACAGGAGUGUAGAGAAGCCUGCUGGGAUAGGUACAAUGUUAUACCCACAGAGCGACCCAGGGUCACCACUAGACGACCUACUUAUCCCACUGAGAGACCCCGCUUUACCACCCGAAGGCCCACGUACCCCACAGAGAGACCCAGAGUUACCACCCAGAGGCCUACCACCACUAGAGAGUACACCCUCAAUGUGGACCUGUGUGAUGAGACAUCUGACAGAGGUACCUGUUCGAAGUGGGAAGUCAAGUGGUACUUCAAUAAGACUGAGGGAGAGUGUCGGCAGUUCUGGUAUGGAGGAUGUGAUGGAAACGCCAAUAGGUUCGACGAUGAAAGGGAGUGCCGUGAAGUCUGUAUAAAUAGACAGCGCCCAACACCAGCCCCCACAAAAGCCCCGGAUGACAAAGAUAACGAGAUAGAUGACAGGAAUUGUGGGUCUCGAUUCGGCUGCUGUCCCGACGGAAUCACCCCAGCUAGAGAUUUCUACUUCAGUAACUGCAAUGAUGAAGCUGGUCCAGAUACUGAUGUGAUUGAGGGAGAUUAUACAUCAUUGAUAGAGGUGCCAGACUCUGAUGUCGUAAUACCGUGUAAUAAAUACAGAUCAGGAUAUGGUACCAUCUCAUGGUACAAAGAUGGAUUCCAAAUAACAAAGAGUGACAGACUGGUAGUAAAUCUGGAUGGUUCACUAUUGAUUCAUAUGGCGACACUGGAUGAUAGUGGCAUGUAUGCCUGUCGUGUUGCAGAAAUUGGAUCCACCCCAGAAAUAGAGAGGUUUAGACUGCAAGUAGAAGCCCGUGGAGUUGCAGCUCCUAUCACAAUUUUCCCGACACCAGCCAUGAUUGUGGUUCAGCCGGGAGCGGACGCCUUCCUCCAUUGUCAGGCCUACGGUAACCCCCAGCCCCGGGUUGCCUGGUCUCGGGACGGGUACGACGUAUCCAGGGACCCACGGUUCACCGUGUACCGUAACGGUACCCUGAUCAUACAGAGGACGAUAGAACAGGACAUGGGAAGCUACCUCUGUGUGGCCAGCAAUGGUGUGUCCACACCGGAGCAAAGGAUCGUCAAGCUACAGCUCAGAGAGUCUUUGAGGGCAAGAAUUGACCGUUCAGAGGAGACAAAACGAGAGGGUGAGGCCCUUUACUUGACGUGUUCAGGCAUUGGGUACCCCACUCCAACGAUUUCCUGGAGGAAGAAUGGGCUACCAUUAACAACUGACCAGAGAAUAAAAAUCCAGGGGGGCAGUAUGAGGAUUAUAAACCUGGCCCUCGAGGACACAGGCACUUACACCUGCGUGGUGAGGAAUGAUGAGGAGACAGUUGAGGACACUGUGUCAAUUCAAGUUGUUCCAUUUGAUUUAGUUCCCUCAACUUGUGUAGACACAGCCAAUAAAAUCAAAUGUUCACUGAUUGUUAGCGCGCGCCUUUGCGGCCACACCCGAUACUCAAAGCCUUGCUGUGAGAGCUGCCAAAGGGCGCGAGAGAAAUUAAUGCGACAGUCAGGAAAACGCAGGAAAUGAGAAGGCACUGCCACCUUUAAUACUCAGCCACUCUCUGCGUCACGCCCUAAUGUAACAACACUUGUAUACACUAUGUAAACUAGUUUCUCCAUUCUCCUCCUUAUAUAUAAUUCAUUACAAAUCUUAGGUUAAGCAAUUUGAUAUGCAUGUAUAAGGUUACCUUUUUUGUAUUUUUAUAAUUAUAUAAAAGUGUAUGCUGUUAAUUUGUGUAUAUGUCUUCUGGUCUGUUAGUACUUUGUACUAGGUAUAGAUCACAUGAGAAAUCCUUGCUUUUUUUCUGUAAAAAAUCAUUUUUCCCCAAGUUUAAUGUGUAUUCACCUUUGUCUUACUACAUGCUAGCUAUAGGGCUGACGGUGGCACUGAGGCCAGUUAACAUUCCAAGAGAAUUAUUGGAUCUGUAUUGAGUAUUAUGUUAAUUAUAUGCAUGUAAUCAUUCUCAAGAAAAAAAAACAGAUUGAUACCAAAGUAUGUAAAUUAUAAUAAGCCUAAUAACAUUAUGUAGCCAUAUUCCACACUUUUUUAAUCUCACACUGUAUAGAGAAUGUUUAUAUAGUGAAUUAUUCAUGUAUUUUGAAAUUGAUAUUGCCUUUGUUAGGUGAAAUCGGUCAAGUGAUUAGUUAAUUUACAGAUUAUAUUAAGAUUGUAAUUAAGGAGAGUAAAAACGAGAAUGCUGGGAGACUAUUCAUCAGAAAACAUGGAUAUGUUAGGAAUUUUUGUGUUAAAUGAUGUAUUUUAGCUAGCUAUUCAGAUUUUUAAAUUGCAGUUCAAGAAAAACCAUUAGAUACCUCUUUCUGUGUUACUAUGCAAUGGUGCUCAUUUAGUAUUGCUUUUCUUAUUAAGUCUACACCUUAUACAAAAAGCAGUGUCAUUUUAUAUUGUUUACAAAAAUCUGGAUUUUUAAUAAAUGUUGUAAAUUUUC
Saccostrea cuccullata (small rock oyster) is the source of this 9894-nucleotide messenger RNA. Its product is annotated as papilin-like. Gene Ontology annotation, molecular function: serine-type endopeptidase inhibitor activity; protein binding. Bases 9 to 8975 code for a protein of 2988 amino acids. The transcript has 35 exons. NCBI's taxonomy places the organism in Eukaryota, Metazoa, Mollusca, Bivalvia, Ostreida, Ostreidae. The record is from RefSeq and is a predicted model, not a curated record.